CAACAAAGCCCAAUGGGUCAGAAGAGCCACAAAGACUCCCGUUACCCUCGUGGAAGGACUCCUGUGAGCAGCCUCCAUGAGGCCCUGGACCAGUGCAUGACUGCCCUGGACCUGUUCCUUACCAACCAGUUCUCAGAAGCACUCAGCUACCUCAAGCCCAGAACCAAGGAGAGCAUGUACCACUCGCUGACCUAUGCCACCAUCCUCGAGAUGCAGGCCAUGAUGACCUUUGACCCUCAGGACAUCCUGCUUGCCGGCAACAUGAUGAAGGAGGCUCAGUCGCUGUGUCAGAGGCACCGGAGGAAGUCUUCCGUAACAGAUUCCUUCAGCAACCUGGUGCACCGGCCCACUAUGGACCAGUUCACAGAAGAGGAAAUCCACGCCGAGGUCUGCUACGCAGAGUGUCUGCUGCAGAGAGCAGCCCUGACCUUCUUGCAGGUAGGAACCCCUGCUUGUAUGAGGAGGCUGGGAAUUGCAGAAGAUCAGUCACCCUGCAGGGGCUGUCCCUAUAAGGCCUGCUCUCAGCAUCUCUCCCUCCUGCAGGAUGAGAACAUGGUGAGCUUCAUCAAGGGCGGCAUCAAAGUCCGAAACAGCUACCAGACCUACAAGGAGCUGGACAGCCUCGUGCAGUCCUCACAGUACUGCAAGGGAGAGAACCACAGGCACUUUGAAGGAGGAGUGAAGCUUGGUGUGGGAGCCUUCAACCUGACACUGUCCAUGCUUCCUACUAGGAUCCUGCGGCUGCUGGAGUUUGUGGGGUUUUCAGGAAACAAGGACUACGGGCUGCUGCAGCUGGAGGAAGGCGCAUCGGGGCACAGCUUCCGUGCCGUGCUCUGCGUCAUGCUUCUGCUGUGCUACCACACCUUCCUCACCUUCGUGCUCGGUACUGGGAAUGUCGACAUCGAGGAGGCAGAGAAACUCUUGAAGCCCUACCUGAAUCGCUACCCCAAGGGUGCCAUCUUCCUGUUCUUUGCAGGGCGGAUUGAAGCCAUUAAAGGCAACAUUGACGCAGCCAUCCGGAGGUUCGAGGAGUGCUGUGAGGCGCAGCAGCACUGGAAGCAGUUCCACCACAUGUGCUACUGGGAGCUGAUGUGGUGCUUCACCUACAAGGGCCAGUGGAAGAUGGCCUACUUCUACGCUGACCUGCUCAGCAAGGAGAACUCCUGGUCCAAGGCCACCUACAUCUACAUGAAGGCCGCCUACCUCACCAUGUUUGGAAAGGAGGACUACAAGCCGUUCGGGGAUGAUGAAGUGGAGUUGUUUAGAGCUGUGCCAAGCCUGAAGCUCAAGAUUGCUGGGAAAUCUCUACCCACAGAGAAGUUUGCCAUUCGGAAGUCCAGACGCUACCUCUCCCCCAACCCUAUCUCGUUGCCAAUCCCUGCUCUGGAAAUGAUGUACAUCUGGAAUGGCUAUGCUGUGAUUGGAAAGCAGCCGGCACUCACGGACGGGAUACUUGAGAUUAUCACCAAGGCUGAAGAGAUGCUGGAAAAGGGCCCAGAGAAUGAGUACUCAAUGGAUGACGAGUGCUUGGUGAAAUUGUUGAAAGGCCUCUGUUUGAAAUAUCUGGGCCGUGUCCGGGAGGCCGAGGAGAAUUUCAGGAGCAUCUCUGCCAAUGAAAAGAAGAUUAAAUAUGACCACUACUUGAUCCCAAAUGCCCUGCUGGAGCUGGCAUUGCUGUUUAUGGAGCAAGGCAGAAAUGAAGAGGCCAUCAAACUCCUGGAAUCUGCCAAGCAAAACUACAAGAAUUACUCUAUGGAGUCAAGGACACAUUUUCGAAUCCAGGCAGCCACACUCCAAGCCAAGUCUUCCCUAGAGAACGGCAACAGAUCCCUGGUCUCAUCCGUGUCCUUGUAGCUUUGUGCAGCACUCCCAGGCUGUAAGACUAACAGAGACAGCCGGACAGAGCUCCUGGAAACAUUUCAAAAGAUCCCCUCCCCCUGACCUGCCCUGCCUUUGGAGUCCACCGGUGCUCCAGUGGGAUGGCAUGACACGGGUAUCCAUGCAGAAGCAAAGCCGGCAUUUUCACCAGUGUGACCAAUGACCUUUGCCAAGGGCAGAGCAGGUGGAGCCUCUGCCUGCCCUAUCACACAUACGGGUACUUGUUUUUCACUGUGAUGUUUAAGAGAAUAUAUGAAUAUUUACAUUUUCCUUACAAAUACUUUGAUGGGAUCAUAGUUGGCUCUGAAAAAACCCAACCACAACCAACCACCUGUAAAUCUUUGUUUUCACCCAUAUUGAUCUGAAGGUAAAUCUCUUUAUAUGACGCCAAAGGCCAAAUUGCUUUUCAAACUUCAGCAGGGUCUCAGCUUUCGGGGCUGGAAGGACUUUCAGAGGACCUGAGGAAUGCCCAGGAGGGUCUGCGCCUCAGGCUUUGACAUUGCUGGGGGUUGGGCACAGAGGCCACACAGAUACCCACUACCUUACUUCUCACGCUUCAUUCCCUUUGUAACUUUCCAGUUUAAAAAUCAAGCAUGUCUUUUUAGUGACAUAAAAUUUGUAGAAAAGUCAAUCACUACCAGUAGGGAAUGGGGACAAGGCCUGACGGAGGAGCUGUGCGGCCUUUUCUGUGCCAAAGCCAGGAAGUUUAGGGGGUGGAAGAGGGAGGUUCACAGAAACCAGUCUGCAUCCUUGUUGUAUGCCAAAGUGAAACCACUGGGAAUAAUUUAUGAAACAUAAAAAAAAAUCUUCUGUACUUCAAGGUACAUUUAUUUACUGAUAGCAUUUUUCUUAGAAACAGAAUGGUUAUUCUUGGCCUGUUGUAUAUGUUUUAGAUUUUUCAGUUAAGAGAAAAGAGAUAUUUAAGUAAUAAAAUUUGUACACUUAAGA
Galeopterus variegatus (Sunda flying lemur) is the source of this 2826-nucleotide messenger RNA. RefSeq names its product tetratricopeptide repeat domain 39A (gene TTC39A). The transcript has 18 exons. The coding region runs from base 13 to 1854 and encodes 613 amino acids. Lineage: Eukaryota; Metazoa; Chordata; Mammalia; Dermoptera; Cynocephalidae. Gene Ontology annotation, molecular function: protein binding. The record is from RefSeq and is a predicted model, not a curated record.